AUGGAGCUAGUGCCGGAGUUAGUGGCCGAUUCCAAACUGGACACAAUCUUUAAGAAAGGAUUCACCAUCCAUCAUGUUCGGACGCCGGAUACGACUCCUCUUCUCGGAAAGAAUAAAAAGAAGCAGAAGUGGGAGCAGUCCAAAGAACUUGGUCGGGGAUCGUUCGGGACUGUUUGGCUGCAGAAGCUGGUAGGAGGCGGCGACAAAGACACAGACAAACGAGCCGUCAAGCAAAUUGAGAAGAGGUCUGCAGUCGAUUACAGUCAUGAGCUGGAUGCGAUAGCGAAAUUCUCUCAGGAGAAGUUCAACUAUUCGUUCGUCAAGUCGCUUGGAUGGUACGAAGAUGACAAACACGUAUACAUCUCGAUGGAAUAUCUUCCUCACGGCGAUCUAAGCCGCCAUUUUGACGAGUUCGGCCCACUACUAGAGCAUGAAGCCCAAUGUGUUGCUCAUCAGAUAUUAGACGGACUGAAGAGUAUGCACGACCACGGCUUCGUUCAUCGUGAUCUGAAGCCACAAAAUGUGCUGAUCAAAGAGCGCAGCCCUAACUGGUGGGUCAAGCUUGGCGAUUUUGGGGUCAGCAAGCGUAUGCAGGACGCGGCGUCACUCAGUACAUAUACUGGUACAGAUGGCUUCAUGGCACCCGAAGUCAUCAUGCGAAAAGGUCACGUUAAUUGGAAGGCCCUCGCUGGACGCAAAUCAUACACGGAUGCCGUAGAUAUAUGGGCUUUGGGUGCACUAGUUUUCCAGGCUCUCACUGGCAGCGAGCCUUUCGCAAAAGAUCUGGGGUCCUACGUCGAGGGGAAAACGCCUUUCCCUUAUCAUGUGCUGCAAGCGCAAAGUAUCUCACGGAAAGGAUGCGACUUACUGGAGAGACUUUUGCAAGUCAUUCCUGAGAACCGUCCAACAGCAUCCGAAGCUCUUCAAGAUCCCUGGCUUAAAGCACAAGAGGCUACUCAAAGAGACUCGAUUGAAUCGCUGAGACCGGCUUCUACACUACACGAACAAGGCAAGAACGCGACUAACUUUCUCCGUAACAUGGCGCAGCAGACAGCAUCUACUGUCGCUUCUGCGGCAUCCCUAGCGUGGAGCGAUGCGGAAAGGUCUACUAUAGUGUUCAAAGCCCUCGACUCUGUCAGAACUGCAGCCAAAGAACGAUUUCCCACAUCUUCACGACGCGGUGCCGAUGCUGUAGAUCUAGAGUCACACGGAAAUGCUCUUGGUCUUACGACCCUAGUAGAACAACCAUCACCACCUGCCAAUGACUCAUCUACCUUCGACCUAUCGAGUGAUAAUACGGCACAGAAGCAGGCUUCACUGUCUCAAGAAUCACUGGAUGGCUCAACUUUGAACCAAGCCAAUAGCUCAACGCUGUCAGAAAGAGUGGAAAGCGUGAAAGGUCCCAGAAGUUCGGAAGAAGAGCGCCGAUCUGGCAGCGCGACACCACCAUAUGCGACGAGAUCAGCAACACUACGCUCGGAUCUAGGCAGUACAGAAUCUCUGCAGGAGACGGAAGAGUAUUUCGACAGGCCGAUAACAGCCGAUGACUUUAUCCUUUCACCUGGUACAACCCUAUCAGAGGCAUCACCAUCACAGUCAAUAUCGGACACCUCCCCAAGGGCACCUAGCGGCCAUUGGACUAGGGCGAUGCCAUUCUCUGAGUUAUCUCUAGACAGUGCCAGUGCCAGCCCCAUGAGUCCGGCGUGGUCAAAAGAUUCUUCCAUCGUUCGUGAGAAAGGCUGCACGCUCAGGCCUCUCGAACUGCCAAGCGACCUUAUGCAUACGCUUGAGCCCGAUGCAUAUGUCGUUAUUGUACCAGGCUUGGGUGAUCCUCCCGCCGACAUCUGGAGUAGAGACGGCUUCCACGAUGAGCCACUUGUGCGCGACCUCACCAAGCACUACAUGAACAUCCAAGUCCUCGAACUCGAUCACGGCUUACUAGUCAAUGGAAAAGACUUCAAUCGCUGGAACCAAACUAAUUGGCAUAAGGAUCUCGUCAACAAUACAGUCGGAAUCGUCUUUCUUGGAACACCUCAUCCUACAAACGAGAACAAAGCAGAUCAUGAGAAUAUCCUGGGUAUCAUCACAAGACCGCCUACAUCCAGAAGGUCAAAAACGAUCGAUAGGAAGCUCAUGGAUCUGGACAUCCAAACCGGAUAUGUCCGUUCACUUUCUGAGGAGUUUGACAAGUACAUCCGCGAAUACCUUCCCAACCUGCCCGUGUUGUCAGUCUGGGAUGGCCGAGAAACCAAGGCGAUGCGAGUGGAAGAGACGAAGUUACUUGGUCGCAGAUGGAAAGCGGAAAAAUACGUGAUCGUUACCUACGAAUUGGCCAAGAUUGGCUUGCCAAACGAACAGAUGAUGGUGGCUGACUGCGAUCACUAUGAGUUGUGCACACAUUACAAUCCUGAGUUUCGACAAAAGAUCAUCGGCUUCUGUCAUGAGAAGCUCCUGGAAGCACAUGGCAAAAUGCUGGGAAGGCCAGGAAGCGCAACCAUCGCUUCAAGCACCGUCUUGGGCGAAGGCUCGAAUGUGCCUUCGCCAUGGUAG
This is a messenger RNA of Alternaria infectoria, 2550 nucleotides long. RefSeq lists its product as uncharacterized. Gene Ontology annotation, molecular function: protein serine/threonine kinase activity; ATP binding. The coding region runs from base 1 to 2550 and encodes 849 amino acids. Gene Ontology annotation, cellular component: cytoplasm; nucleus. NCBI's taxonomy places the organism in Eukaryota, Fungi, Ascomycota, Dothideomycetes, Pleosporales, Pleosporaceae. The record is from RefSeq and is a predicted model, not a curated record. Gene Ontology annotation, biological process: meiotic recombination checkpoint signaling; protein phosphorylation. The transcript has 7 exons.